UCGAGCCUUGGAUCAUUGCUUCAGACCACGUCAUCCAAAACAUAGAUACCUAAAUCUCUGCUCUCGGUUGAAAGCAAGCAGGCUUCGCCCGCCCGAAUCCAGGCGGCGUAUUAUUUUUGUUCCACCUAUGGCAAAAGCAGCUGCUCCCUUUUCCAAGCCAACCUGGGCCACAGGUUCCUGCCGCCCGCCUGCCUUGCGGCUGCCCCCGGAGGGAGGAGACAGCCUCGGGUCUCCAGAAAUUGCCCCCGAUGCAGAAGGUGACCCGCAGAAGCUGGAGGCUUGGAUUGAGGAGAGGAAGAGGCUCCGAUCUCAGCUGGAGAGCGUUGCGGACGUAGAAAAAUGGCUGAUGGGAAAGCCUUCCCUUAGCAGUCAGGAAGAAAGAGUCUGGGAAAGAAUAAAGGCGUGCAGAGCAGACAGGAGGGCUGAAAGCAAAUCAGCUGCAACCCGCAGCCUGGGCUGCUCAGCGCCAGCGAGCGGCCAGCCCUGGCAGGGAGGUCACCCUCCCCUUAUUCGUGCACUGUACCCCACGGCGCUUGUCAGGCUGCAUAACCUCCUGCGCAAGCAGAAGCUGACGAUGGUGGAUGCGUUCAAGAGGGCUGGUAUGGACAGGAGGAAGAUCACGAGAGCAGACUUCAUUCGAGUCAUCAAAGCGACCGAAGUUCCCAUCAGCGACAAGGACCUGGAGACUGUGAUCAUCUUCCUGGCUUCCUCAAAGAGGGGGGAUUUUAUAAGCAAUGAAGAUCUGAUUGAAUGUCAAAAGCAGUGGCUGGAAAUGAUGAAAGGACAAUCCAGAGAGACCAAAACAGGUGUACAAGCGCAGUUCCAUAAAACCACUUGCACAACUGUCAGUUGCGUGACUUCUGCUGGGGGCAAAGCCGAAGAGAUGAAGCCUUGUGCUCCUGCCAAGCCUGAAACACAGUUAAUGCUGUUAGAAGUUCCCCCAGCCAACACCGAGCCAGAACGCAGAUAUCUAAGCUACGAUGAAAUGGAAGAGACCGGAAAACAGUUCAGAGACAGGAGGCGAUGGAAGAAGGACAAAGACAGCCCGCUAGAAUGGAAAGAAAAGUGUCGGCUGGUGAGAUCCGGGGAUGCAGCCGUUGAUGAGCACUGCCUGCCAUCAACUGCAGAGGGUGACAUGGGAGCACUGGUGGACCAGUACCGCAGGGAUUGCUUCCUGAGCUAUCUGAAGAGCCUCAAGCUGUGCAGGGAACACAACAGUCGUCUCACGGAGCUAACGCUGCAAAAAGCCCUGCUGCACCCGGGAGACAAGAUCAUCAAAGAGGGAGAAGAUAUAAGGCAGAUCAGGCAGCCUGGAGGAUCCUACACCACAGCACGUGAUCCCGCUCCAUCGCCUGUGAGCACAUCCAGAUCAAGAACUGCAGCCAGAAAGCGGGCUGAAGAGGCGGAAAAUAGGCAGUUUCAAAGGAAUAAAAUGCAAAUGAAGUUUGCGCACAUGAGCAAGUCAAAUGACAAUAACUUCUGGCCAGGUCAUCUUCUGGACAAGAUACGCCUUUACCUACCCGAGAUGGAGCCUGGCAGGGCACACGCCUUGUUCAGCUACGUCCGUUCAAGCAAGCCUGUCUGUCCUGGCCUCUACAGCCCUGACCGGAGCUGACUCUGGGGAGGAAGGGCGCUCAACCUACGGAGACGCUGUAUUCAGACAGACCCGUUCCUUCUGAAGUUGUUCUCUCAGCAGUGCGAGAUGUGAGCACGGCUUUGUGAUCCGUCAGUCAGCUCGCGGGAUCUGGGCCCUGCUGAUGGAGAAA
Messenger RNA from Gymnogyps californianus (California condor), 1766 nucleotides. It is a transcript of the gene EFCAB12, whose product is annotated as EF-hand calcium binding domain 12. The transcript is spliced from 7 exons. The record is from RefSeq and is a predicted model, not a curated record. The coding region runs from base 128 to 1615 and encodes 495 amino acids. NCBI's taxonomy places the organism in Eukaryota, Metazoa, Chordata, Aves, Accipitriformes, Cathartidae.